Messenger RNA from Hibiscus syriacus, 1562 nucleotides. Its product is annotated as amino acid transporter AVT6A-like. The coding region runs from base 54 to 1427 and encodes 457 amino acids. The record is from RefSeq and is a predicted model, not a curated record. The transcript is spliced from 4 exons. Gene Ontology annotation, molecular function: amino acid transmembrane transporter activity. Gene Ontology annotation, biological process: amino acid transmembrane transport. Lineage: Eukaryota; Viridiplantae; Streptophyta; Magnoliopsida; Malvales; Malvaceae.
GUUUAGAUUUUUGCAUAAAAAAGUCGAAUCUUUGAGAGCACUUGGUGAUUUAGAUGAUGGCAGUUUGGGAUAUAGCAUCAAUGAAAGAAAGGAACCCAAGGGGGACCGAAUAUGUUGCUGACGAGGAACAUCCCUUGUUGCUUAAACAACAAGAUGAAGAUGGCGUUCAUGGUGAAUUUAAUGGAGCUUCUUUGUCUGGAGCUGUGUUUAACUUGUCGACCACAAUUGUGGGUGCAGGGAUCAUGGCAUUGCCCGCCAUGAUGAAGGUCCUCGGCCUAAUUCUCGGGGUAGGUCUUAUCGUCUUUAUGGCGUUCUUAACCGAUGCCUCAAUUGAGUUAUUCUUGAGGUUUAGCAAGGCUGCGAAAACAUCUUCUUAUGGAGGUCUUAUGGGGGAUGCAUUUGGAAAGUUUGGAAAGAUCUUGUUGCAGGUCUCUGUUUUAGUCAACAACAUUGGGGUUCUCAUUGUGUUUAUGAUUAUUAUUGGUGAUGUGCUCUCUGGAACAUCGUCUAGUGGUGUUCAUCAUGCCGGUGUCCUCGAAGGUUGGUUCGGCCAACAUUGGUGGAACGGCCGUACUUUUGUUCUUUUUUUCACAACGAUUGGCAUAUUCUCUCCAUUGGCAUGCUUUAAGCGCAUCGAUUCCUUAAGAUUUUCGUCUGCACUAUCAGUUGCUCUGGCUAUUGUGUUUCUUGUCAUCACCCUGGGAAUAGCAAUGUUCAAGUUGUUCAGUGGAACUAUAAUGAUGCCGAAAUUGCUACCCCAUGUCAUCGAUUUGGCGUCUUUCUGGGAGUUCUUUACCGUUUUCCCUGUUUUAGUCACCGCAUAUCUCUGCCACUAUAAUGUUCACAGUAUAGCUAAUGAACUCAAAGGAUCAACUCAGAUGGGACUAGUUGUUCGGGUAUCUCUGUCUUCGUGCGCGGUCGUCUACACAUUGAUAAGCAUUUUUGGGUUUCUUCUAUUCGGAGAAGCAACAUUGGACGAUGUGCUCUCCAACUUCGAUACCGACCUCGGCAUUCCCUAUAGUUCCCUGCUCAACGAUGCUGUCCGUGUUAGUUAUGCAGCUCACCUCAUGCUCGUAUUUCCGGUCAUCUUCUAUCCACUUCGACUCAACAUCGACGGCCUCAUGUUCCCUUCAGCUAGACCUUUAGCUCAGUCCAGCACAAGGUUUGCAUCAGUUACUUCCGGACUCAUCAUACUGGUCUUCUUGGGUGCAAAUUUCAUACCCAGCAUCUGGGUUGCCUUCCAAUUCACUGGUGCAACCGCUGCAGUUUGCCUCGGAUUCAUAUUUCCGGCCGCUGUAACGCUUAGGGAUCGACAUGUUAUAUCGACGAAGAAGGACAGGAUCUUAGCUAUUGUCAUGAUUGUGCUGGCUGUGUUCUCCAACCUGGUGGCCAUAUAUAGUAAUUGCAUUGCCCUUUUUGAAGAAUGAUGAAGCAGAAUGAGUGUUCUCUGGAUUGCAAGAAACUGAGACUUACGUUUCAUGUUUACUUGAAGAUCACCGAGUGAUGGAAUCGUUCAUUCGAGUUCAAAAAAUAUGGGUUUCGGUUUUGAAGGAGGUUUAAUU